UCCGCGCUCGCGAAGGUGGCGCGUUCUACCCCACGGGCCCGGAGCGCGCGCCUGACCACCUCUGCCCGGAUGGACUCCGAGACCGCUACCCAGGCGCCGACCCAGCGCUACUUCACGUGGGACGAGGUGGCGCAGCGCUCCGGGCACGCGGCGGAGCGGUGGCUCGUGAUCGACCGGAAAGUAUACAACAUCAGCGAGUUCUGCCGGCGGCACCCCGGGGGCUCCCGGGUCAUCAGCCACUACGCGGGGCAGGAUGCUACGGAUCCCUUUGUGGCGUUCCACAUCGACAAGGGGCUUGUGAGGAAGUAUAUGAACUCUCUCCUGAUUGGAGAACUGUCUCCAGAGCAGCCCAGCUUUGAGCCCACUAAAAAUAAGGAGCUGAUUGAUGAGUUCCGAGAGCUUCGGGCCACAGUGGAGCGGAUGGGGCUCAUGAAGGCCAACCAUGUGUUCUUCCUGUUGUACCUACUACACAUCCUGCUGCUGGACGUAGCUGCCUGGCUCACUCUUUGGGUCUUUGGGACAUCCCUUGUGCCCUUCCUCCUCUGUGCAGUGCUGCUCAGCACGGUUCAAGCCCAGGCCGGCUGGCUGCAGCAUGACUUUGGGCACCUGUCUGUCUUCAGCACCUCCACCUGGAACCACCUGCUACAUCAUUUUGUGAUUGGCCACCUGAAGGGGGCCCCUGCCAGUUGGUGGAACCACAUGCACUUCCAGCACCAUGCCAAGCCCAACUGUUUCGGCAAAGACCCAGACAUCAACAUGCACCCCCUCUUCUUCGCCUUGGGGAAGAUCCUCUCUGUGGAGCUUGGGAAAAAGAAGAAAAAGUACAUGCCAUACAACCACCAGCACAAAUACUUCUUCCUGAUUGGGCCCCCAGCCUUGCUGCCUCUCUACUUCCAGUGGUAUAUUUUCUAUUUUGUUAUCCAGCGGAAGAAGUGGGUGGACUUGGCCUGGAUGAUCACCUUCUACGCCCGCCUCUUCCUCACCUACGGGCCGUUUUUGGGACUGAAAGGCGUCCUGGGCCUUUUCUUCCUGGUCAGGUUUCUGGAAAGCCACUGGUUUGUGUGGGUCACACAGAUGAACCAUAUCCCCAUGCGCAUUGAUCGCGACCGGAACAUGGACUGGGUCUCCAUCCAGCUCCACGCAACAUGCAAUGUCCACAAGUCUGCCUUCAAUGACUGGUUCAGUGGACAUCUCAACUUCCAAAUUGAGCACCAUCUUUUCCCCACGAUGCCUCGACACAAUUACCAUAAAGUGGCUCCCCUGGUGCAGUCCCUGUGUGCCAAGCACGGCAUAGAGUACCAGUCCAAGCCCCUGCUCGCAGCCUUCGCCGACAUUAUCUACUCACUGAAGGAGUCUGGGCAGCUCUGGCUAGAUGCCUAUCUUCACCAGUAACACCCCCCCACCCCAAAUCUGGAAGAGAUGCCUGUCUUCACUGAUAAUACCAGCC
This is a messenger RNA of Odobenus rosmarus divergens (Pacific walrus), 1447 nucleotides long. RefSeq names its product fatty acid desaturase 1 (gene FADS1). The transcript has 12 exons. Gene Ontology annotation, cellular component: membrane. Gene Ontology annotation, molecular function: oxidoreductase activity, acting on paired donors, with oxidation of a pair of donors resulting in the reduction of molecular oxygen to two molecules of water. The record is from RefSeq and is a predicted model, not a curated record. Gene Ontology annotation, biological process: lipid metabolic process. The coding region runs from base 70 to 1392 and encodes 440 amino acids. NCBI's taxonomy places the organism in Eukaryota, Metazoa, Chordata, Mammalia, Carnivora, Odobenidae.